AUGCUCCCACAGCUCAUAAGGAUUCUAUAUGUCUUGUCUUUUAGCUUUUUUCAUGGUGGCUUUAUCAGACUGGGCUCCUGUAAAGAGGAGAUAAAGUCCCCCAGUAGGACAGUCCCCUCCUCGCAGUCGCCGUCUGACUUCCUGGACAAGCUCAUGGGGAAAAGGUCUGGCUAUGACGCUCGCAUCAGACCCAACUUCAAAGGUCCGCCUGUGAAUGUCACCUGCAAUAUCUUCAUCAACAGCUUUGGGUCCAUCACAGAAACGACUAUGGACUACAGGCUCAAUGUGUUCCUACGGCAAAAAUGGAACGAUCCCCGAUUGGCUUACCAGGAGUACCCGGACAACUCCUUGGACCUGGAUCCCUCCAUGUUGGACUCCAUCUGGAAGCCUGACCUGUUCUUCGCUAACGAGAAGGGGGCUAACUUUCAUGAGGUCACCACUGACAACAAACUGCUGCGGAUAUUCCAAGAUGGGAGCGUACUAUAUAGCAUCAGGCUGACUCUCAUCCUGUCCUGCCCUAUGGACUUGAAGAAUUUCCCCAUGGAUAUUCAGACCUGUACCAUGCAGCUUGAAAGCUUUGGGUAUACCAUGAAUGAUCUGAUCUUCGAGUGGUUGGCAGAGAACCCGGUGCAGGUGGCUGAUGAUCUGACACUCCCUCAGUUCGUGCUGAAAGAUGAGCAGGAUCUGGGAUACUGUACCAAGCACUACAAUACAGGUAAAUUCACCUGCAUCGAGGUUAAGUUCCACCUGGAGAGACAGAUGGGCUACUACCUGAUCCAGAUGUACAUCCCCAGCCUGCUCAUUGUCAUCCUGUCCUGGGUCUCCUUCUGGAUCAACAUGGAUGCUGCCCCAGCUAGAGUGGGCCUGGGCAUCACCACCGUGCUCACCAUGACCACCCAGAGCUCUGGGUCCCGGGCCUCUUUACCCAAGGUGUCCUACGUGAAGGCCAUUGACAUCUGGAUGGCCGUGUGCUUGCUGUUCGUGUUCGCUGCGCUGCUCGAGUAUGCAGCAGUCAACUUUGUCUCGCGGCAACACAAGGAGUUUAUCAGGCUGAGGAAGAAGCGGCGGCGGCAAAGAAUAGAAGAGGAAUUGGUGAGAGACAGCCGUGGGUUUUACUUCCGCGGCUACGGACUGGGUCACUGCCUGCAGACCAAGGACGGAACGGCGGUGGAAGGGGCCACAAUCUUCGCCCCGCCGGUGUCCACCAUGUAUGAUGGAGAGGCGGUCCGCAAGCGCUUUGUGGACCGGGCCAAGCGCAUCGACACGAUAUCCCGCGCAGUCUUCCCUCUGAGCUUCCUCUUCUUCAACAUUUUCUACUGGAUUACCUACAAAGUGCUGCGACAUGAGGACAUCCACGCAAAUUUGUAA
Molecule: messenger RNA, 1368 nt
Organism: Oncorhynchus masou masou (cherry salmon)
Lineage: Eukaryota; Metazoa; Chordata; Actinopteri; Salmoniformes; Salmonidae
Product: glycine receptor subunit alpha-4-like
Exons: 9
Coding region: 1-1368 (455 amino acids)
Biological process (GO): response to amino acid; chloride transmembrane transport; nervous system process
Cellular component (GO): neuron projection; synapse; plasma membrane
Molecular function (GO): chloride channel activity; transmembrane signaling receptor activity; excitatory extracellular ligand-gated monoatomic ion channel activity
Source: RefSeq, a predicted model, not a curated record